UGUGUGUGUGUGUGACUCUACGUUGACUGUAGGAGAAGCCAGACUGCAGACAUGGGGCUCCGGACUUUGCUGUGUGUGACUCUGCUACUUCACUAUGUUACAGCCUGUGUGUGUGCCCGUCUGCGUAGCUCGAUCAUUGGGGGUCACGAUGCACACAAGGGGGCGUGGCCUUGGAUGGUCUACCUGGAGAUGUUUCGUGUACCGGUACAUCAUAUUUCAAAUAUCAAAUGUGGAGGAUCACUGAUCUCAGAUCAGUGGGUCAUGACCGCAGGACACUGCUGGAAUGAGGAGGUGGACCUUAAGCGUUCGUUUGCUCGUGUCGGGGAGCUGAGCCUGAAGGAACCUUCUGGAACUCUGGUGAAGCUGAAGCGCGUGGUGGUGCAUCCAGACUACAGCUACCAGGAGAAGGAAGGUAUGAUCUACAACGACAUGGCCCUGGUGCAGCUGCAGGACACUGUGUCCUUCUCCCACACGGUGAAGCCCGUGGACCUGCCCAGCCCCCGAGAUAUUAGAUCCGACGCUGAAUGCUGGGUCACUGGCUGGGGCCACGUAGCUGAGAACAAGCCGCUGGGUGGGAAGGAGACUCUGCAGGAAGUGCGGGUGUCUCUGGUUGAUGACAUCACGUGUCGCCGGCUCUUCCCCAAGAUGACUGACGGCAUGACAUGCGCUGGUGACCUGAACCUUAACAGAGGGAAGGACGCCUGCUCGAAUGACUCUGGAGGGCCCCUGGUGUGUGUCCCUGCUGGAGAUGAGAAGAGGAGGUUUGUGCAGGUCGGCAUCGUCAGCUUUGGGAAGGGGUGUGGCCGUAAGGGACGAGCUGGAGUCUACACAUACACCCCCCACUACGCCCAGUUCAUCCACAAGACCAUCAACACAACCUACACACCCUAACACACGCACACUCACAUACACACACACACUCACAUACACACAAACACAAUCACAUAUACAGACAUUUUGUCCAAGUCCAUAUGUAAUAAAAGUUGAACUCAGCUUGAAGUUGA
Alosa sapidissima (American shad) is the source of this 1004-nucleotide messenger RNA. Its product is annotated as serine protease 33-like. The transcript has 7 exons. Lineage: Eukaryota; Metazoa; Chordata; Actinopteri; Clupeiformes; Clupeidae. Gene Ontology annotation, molecular function: serine-type endopeptidase activity. The record is from RefSeq and is a predicted model, not a curated record. Gene Ontology annotation, biological process: proteolysis. The coding region runs from base 52 to 891 and encodes 279 amino acids.